AAUCGUCUAGAUGAUCGGAAAAUCUACAAUCGGAAAAUCGCUAUCUCAAUUCAAGCACACUGGCGAGCUUUACGAUUCGCGGAGAUCCUUGAAGACAUCUUUUGUAUUUCUUUCGCAAUACAAAUGGUGAUAGUUACUAUAACAUUGAGCAUUACUCUGUUACAAGUUGCAUUACUGUAUGGCGAAAUGCAUGAAACGGUGAAAUAUCUGGGGUUUAUCUUUGCUCAGGUAGCACACACGUUCUGCUUCAGUGUACAAGGACAGAGAUUGAUUGACCAUAGCUUGCAAUUAAACGAUAACGUAUACAAUUCGUCCUGGUAUGAAAUACCUGCGGAAUUACGAAGGCUGCUUCUGUUCGUGAUGCGAAGGAGCAUGCAACCCUGUUUUUUGACCGCCGGCAAGCUUUAUAUCUUCUCUCUGAAGAGCUUCUCCACGGUUAUGCAGUCUUCGGUGUCGUAUUUUACCGUACUUGCAUCAUUCGCAGAGAUUCUUGAAGACACGUUUUGCACUGCUCUAGCAAUACAAAUGCUGAUAGUUGUAGCGUUGAGCAUUACUCUACUACAAGUUGCGUUACAGUAUGACGAAAUUCAUAAAAUGUUGAGGCACCUAACGUUUAUCUUUGUUCAUAUAUUGCACACGUUCCUCUACAGUCUGCAAGGUCAGAGAUUGCUUGACCACAGCUUGCAAUUAAGCGAUAAAAUAUAUAAUUCCUUCUGGUAUGAAAUACCUGCGGAAACACAAAGGCUACUUCUGCACGUGAUGCGAAGGAGCAUGGAACCCUGUAUUUUGAGCGCCGGCAAGAUUUAUGUCUUCUCUUUGAAGAGCUUCACCACGGUUAUGCAGUCUUCGAUGUCGAAUUUUACCGUGCUUGCCUCCUUCCAAUGA
Molecule: messenger RNA, 885 nt
Organism: Trachymyrmex septentrionalis
Lineage: Eukaryota; Metazoa; Arthropoda; Insecta; Hymenoptera; Formicidae
Product: putative odorant receptor 85d
Exons: 9
Coding region: 124-885 (253 amino acids)
Biological process (GO): detection of chemical stimulus involved in sensory perception of smell; sensory perception of smell
Cellular component (GO): plasma membrane
Molecular function (GO): olfactory receptor activity; odorant binding
Source: RefSeq, a predicted model, not a curated record